GUCAGCCAAUGAGCUGAAUAGUCAGAAGCCUGUUUUAAGUAACUCUGCUGGAAGAGGGCUUUGGUCUCUUGUAGUCUCUUUCAUCAAGAAAGAAUCGCAAGGUGUAUAAGUGUCGCGAGAGAGCUGUUGCUCCCAAAAAAAAAAAAAAAAAAGAAAAAAAAAUAUAUCCUCUCAUUUAGCCAAUGAUACAUGUUAAUCAACGAGUUACAAAAAUUAUCGAAAAUUUGUGUCAGUUUAACGUGUAAAAGAAAAAAAAAAUCCGAAGGAAAUCAUCAGUAAAUUUUGGUGAACGACCGUGAGCGCAUUUUUUUUUCGCCACGGAACAAAUCAUGAAGUUUCAUAAAACAUUUUAUCUUUGCUUAUUAUUCUUUAUUUUAGCCUCUGUUAAUGGUCAAAAAGCAAAAAAAGAAGAAGAGAAAAAAGACGAGGAAUUCAAAUGUCCAGAGGGUCAAGGAAAUGGAAAUUUCGCAGAUCCACAAACUUGUAGAAGAUUUUAUCAGUGCGUUGAUGGAUAUCCAUAUUUGAAUAGAUGUCCAUCAGGUCUUCAUUUUGAUGACAUCAGCAAAUUUUGUACAUUUAAAAACGAAGCCCGAUGUGGUCCAAUAGCAACAACCCCAGCUCCUGCAACUGAACCACCCACCGAUUUAGCAGAACGAUGUGAUACUUCAAAGUGCAUUCUUCCCUAUUGUUUUUGCUCUAGAGAUGGAACAAUUAUUCCCGGUGGUUUUCAACCAAAAGAGACACCACAAAUGAUAAUAAUGACAUUUGAUGGAGCGAUAAAUCAUAAUAAUUUUGAUCAUUAUCAAAAAAUAUUUUCCCAAGAUCGUUUAAAUCCAAAUAAUUGUCCAUUAAAGGGGACAUUUUUUAUUUCACAUGAAUAUUGUAAUUAUAAUAUGGUUCAAAGUCUCGCUCACGAUGGACAUGAAAUUGCAACCGAGACAAUAUCACUUCAAAAAGGUUUAGAAGACAAAGGCUAUGAGGAAUGGGUUGGCGAAAUGAUUGGAAUGAGAGAAAUUCUCAAACAUUUUAGUAAUAUUUCAAGUUCCGAAAUUGCUGGAAUGAGAGCACCUUAUUUAAAACCAGGACGUAAUACACAAUACAGUGUUAUUGAAGAUUUUGGUUAUAUUUACGAUAGUAGCAUUGGAAUUUCACCACUCAAAGUUCCUAUUUGGCCUUAUACACUCGAUUAUAAAAUACCACAUGAAUGUAAAUCAGGAACAUGUCCCACAAGAUCAUUUCCGGGAAUUUGGGAACUACCUUUGAAUGCGCAUUACGUUGAGACCUAUGAAGGUGGUCAUUGUCCAUAUCUCGAUCAAUGUGUACUUCACAAUCACGAUCCACAGGAAGUUUUUGAAUGGCUUCAAGAAGAUUUCAAUCGAUAUUAUGAACAAAAUCGAGCGCCUUAUAUGAUGACCUUUCACACAAAUUGGUUUCAAAUUAAAGAACUCGAACGAGGACUUCAUAAAUUUUUAGACUGGGCAGUUGAACAACCCGAUGUUUAUUUUGUAACUGCAACGCAAGCAUUAAAUUGGAUAACAGAUCCAAGACCACUCAAGGAAUUAGAUUAUUUUUCAGGAUGGUCCUGUACAAAAAAAGAAAAUAUUCCCGGACCACCUUGCAAUAAUCCCAAUAAAUGUGCAUUGGACUUUAAACCACCAGAGUCUAAUUUUACUUCAACCAGAUAUUUGGAAGCAUGUAGAGAAUGUCCAAAUAAAUAUCCCUGGGUGGGAGAUGCAAAAGGCACAGGAUAUUCAAAUGACAUUUACAAUCCUGAGAAAAUAAAAUAAAAUUUUUUUUUUUUAGACUUCGCGCCUUUGUACAAAGUAACGCCGUUUCCAUUCAAGAAACCCCUCCCCCCCCGUAAGUGAUGAGGAUUAAAAAUCGACAACGAGACAAUUUUAUAUUAUCGAAGAAAAGCGUAAAAAUUUUUUCACAAAUUUUUCGCAAAUUUAGUGUCGAUUGAAUCUUUAAAUAUUUUUUUUCGAAUCCAUUGUCGAGGAUUCAUUUUGUUAGACUGUUUUUUUUUUCUUUCUUUUUUUUUUUACCUGGUGCAUGAGAGUGUGUGUUAAAUGCAAUAUUGUAAUAAAUAAAAAUCUGUUGCUCAAAUUCAGUUUAUAGAAAAAAAAAAAAAUAACAUCAAAGUCACAAAAAAUGAAAAUAAAUUUUUUUUUUUGAAAAAAAGGAAA
This is a messenger RNA of Leptopilina boulardi, 2186 nucleotides long. It is a transcript of the gene Cda4, whose product is annotated as chitin deacetylase 1. Gene Ontology annotation, cellular component: extracellular region. The transcript has 9 exons. Gene Ontology annotation, molecular function: chitin binding. NCBI's taxonomy places the organism in Eukaryota, Metazoa, Arthropoda, Insecta, Hymenoptera, Figitidae. The coding region runs from base 330 to 1787 and encodes 485 amino acids. The record is from RefSeq and is a predicted model, not a curated record. Gene Ontology annotation, biological process: carbohydrate metabolic process.